AUUACUCUGACGACCAUCGGCUACGGGGACAAGUAUCCACAAACCUGGAAUGGGCGUCUCCUGGCAGCCACCUUCACUUUGAUUGGGGUUUCCUUUUUUGCUCUCCCAGCAGGAAUCCUAGGUUCCGGGUUCGCCUUGAAGGUUCAAGAACAGCAUCGUCAGAAGCACUUUGAAAAAAGGAGAAAUCCUGCAGCUGGCCUAAUUCAGGCCGCCUGGAGGUUUUACGCCACUAACCUCACCCGAACCGAUUUGCACUCUACCUGGAAUUACUACGAACGGACCGUCACCGUUCCGAUGUACAGCUCACAGCCACAAACCUAUGGUCCCUCCAGGCUCAUUCCACCUUUGAAUCAGCUCGAGCUUCUGAGAAACCUGAAGAGCAAAUCAGGAUUAACUUUCAGGAAAGAACAACAGCCAGAAUCAUCUCCAAGUUCCCUGGACUAUCCGCCUUCCGUAUUGGAUGAUGAUUUGUGGACUGCUGAAGAUCAGGCUGCAGGUUUAGUUCAGACUAAAGCCUGA
Thamnophis sirtalis is the source of this 519-nucleotide messenger RNA. The record is from RefSeq and is a predicted model, not a curated record. Lineage: Eukaryota; Metazoa; Chordata; Lepidosauria; Squamata; Natricidae.